This is a messenger RNA of Sparassis crispa, 1077 nucleotides long. RefSeq lists its product as hypothetical. The transcript has a single exon. The coding region runs from base 1 to 1077 and encodes 358 amino acids. The record is from RefSeq and is a predicted model, not a curated record. NCBI's taxonomy places the organism in Eukaryota, Fungi, Basidiomycota, Agaricomycetes, Polyporales, Sparassidaceae.
AUGCGUCCCUGCAUCAUCACCAUCCUUUCUUUCGCUCUGGCCGUCUCCAUUGCUGCUGUGCCUCUUACCAUGUCCACUCCUGUCACGAUUACUGGCAUAAUGACAGCUACCAUGGGCCUUAUAGGUCCUAGCGAGGUGCCGAACCCUGGUCCGAUGAAGCCUCUCGUCCCCUUCCCUCGCCGCUCCGACAGUCUGCAGCGCCGCCAAAUUCGUAUUGCCAACCACGACAUUGGUCCGAACGUGACGCAGCAAAACCCGGUCUCUGCACUCGAAGAUCCCUCCCUGUUGUCGAAGCGCGAACCAUUGGAGAUGGUGGAUCAUCCUGCGACGGUGGAGAAACAGGUGGCUGACAGCGCCCCGGACGCAGAUAGCGCUUCCGGUGUCCUCGGGCGUCGCCAAAUCCGCGUCUCCAACCAAGACAUCGGUCCGAACGUGACGCAGCAGAACCCCGUCUCUGCUUUGAAAGAUCCCUCUCUACUGUCGAAACGCUCCUUGACAGGCAUGGUUACGCCUGAGGAAGCUGCGCGGAGGGGGCCCGAGUCGGGGGAUAGCGCACCCAGCUCGGGCAGCGCUCCUCAGAACCCCGGCAUCUCGUCAGGCACGAAGGCCGUCUCGUCGAGCCUGCAGACGUUGGGCGCAGCCCGCACCAACUCCUCUGCCGUGUCCCACUCAGUGCUCGGCGAGGUGUUCGGCUCUGAUGCCGAAGGCACUUCCUCGCCCAACGUGUUGCACAACGCCGUGACGAACUUGCGCAGGGACGGCAAGCCCGCACACCCCCGCGUCGGGCUAGUAGUCGUGCACAACCAGCCCGGGAAGCGCCAUACAUUUGUGCUCGACACCGACGCCCUCCUCCCGCCCCCACCGGACCCCACUUCCUCUCUGAGUGUGCAGCCGACCCCGAUCCAGGCAUAUCAGAAUGUGGGCUUGAUCGACAUCGACAGCAACCGCCCGCCGCCCGUGAUCCCUGACGUCUCUGCCCUCCCGAAGAACUUUACCAUGGUGAACGGCACGUCGAAUCUGGCUCAUGCGGAUACCCAGACUCCGGUGAAGAACGUGACUAACGUUGCGCACGCCUGA